This is a messenger RNA of Malaclemys terrapin pileata, 2020 nucleotides long. RefSeq names its product zinc finger protein ZIC 4-like. The coding region runs from base 22 to 1239 and encodes 405 amino acids. Gene Ontology annotation, cellular component: nucleus. Lineage: Eukaryota; Metazoa; Chordata; Testudines; Emydidae. The transcript has 2 exons. Gene Ontology annotation, molecular function: RNA polymerase II cis-regulatory region sequence-specific DNA binding; DNA-binding transcription factor activity, RNA polymerase II-specific. The record is from RefSeq and is a predicted model, not a curated record. Gene Ontology annotation, biological process: regulation of transcription by RNA polymerase II; central nervous system development.
GAGAUUCCCCCAGGACCCACCAUGCCCGGAGCUGCAGAGGAGAAUUCCUCCAGAAUCUCUUACCAUGGCCUGUUCCGGAUGUAUCUAGACUCACCCAACCACAGGGGACGUGAAAACCAGGGUUUGCCAAAGCAGGCAGCUAGCACCCGAAACUCUAAGGAGCAGGGGGCACGAAGGCUGGCAAGGGAUCUGAGACCCAGGUCCCACCAUUGCAGCCCAGUAACUGGAGCUCGGGCGAAGCUGCCCUUUGCCUCUUCGAUUCUAGAAGGGUAUCCAGCGAUGAACCGGGCAAUCCAUGGAGAGAGCGACGCUUGUCUCCCUUACCCUGGACGGCCCAUGCCACAAGAACUGAUCUGCAAGUGGACUGACAGCAAAGGACACCACUCCAGGCAGGCUUGCUCCAGAAUAUUCAGCACCAUGUAUGAGCUAGUUCACCAUGUCACCAUGGAGCACGUCGGAGGACCAGAGCAGACCAACCAUAUUUGUGACUGGGAGGGCUGCGCUAGGGAGAAAAAACCCUUUAAAGCCAAAUACAAACUCAUAAACCACAUCAGAGUGCACACAGGGGAAAGGCCGUUUCUGUGCCCGUUUCCUGGGUGUGAGAAAGUGUUUGCAAGAGCUGAAAACCUGAAGAUACAUAAAAGAAUCCACACAGGGGAGAAGCCGUUCGUGUGUGAAUUCGCUGGGUGUGACAGGAGGUUUGCCAACAGCAGUGACAGGAAGAAGCACACCCACGUGCACUCGAGCGACAAGCCGUAUCGCUGCAAAGUCAAAGGGUGCGAGAAAUCCUACACCCACCCCAGCUCCCUGCGCAAGCAUCUGAAAACGCACCGCAGCCUCGAGCCAGCCCUCUCCACCGCCACCACCAAGCCCACGGGGGCGCAGGAGCCGGGGGCUGGCGCCUGCCAGUCAUUGGCCCGCCUUGCCGCUUGUCUAGCCAGGUGUGGCCCCUCCAGGUGUCAGGGCAGAGAGAGGGACACUCCGGAGACGGAAAGAGGGGGAGCCCCCCACGCAACCUCCCGCAGUGGGCGUGAGGCCAGACGGACGCCUCUGCCGGCUCGCCCCCAGCUCUGGCGCAAGGUGCCCUCCGAGGGCUCCAGCAGGUCUCCCAGCCCACUCACACUCCCGGCCGGGCUCGGAAAGGGCUGGGAGCCAGGGCACAGCAGGGCCACGGGCGCUGCCCACAGCAGGCCCGAAAGAAACGCUCCCCCUUCCAGGAGAGGGCUCAGUGAGCUCUGACGGGUCACUUCCCCGGGGCCAAAGGGAGCCUUCUUCCCCCUGCCCGCGCCAAGCGCUGGGGAGCUGCAGUUCCCUCUGGGAACUGGAUCGUUCACGUCCACCUAUGGUGGGUGGGAAACGCCUGCAACCUCCUUCGGACCUGGGGUUAGCAGCCAAAGGGGCUCCCGAAUGCUGGCCUAGGAAUCCAAGCCCGGCUGGUCUCUGCUAAGAUCAGCUCAUUUCCCCACCGGGACGGCAACAACUGGAAAUACAUCGGUCAUCCGCGUCAUGAACCCGAACCUGCGUCUUUGGCAAGUGCUUCGCUAAAGGCCCGUCUCUCUCCCUCACACUCACACACGUGUUAUUCAGCACACGUGUGUUCUGUGCUUACAGACGCUCAGCUAAGCUUGGGUCCUAUCCGCCAGCCAGGAAACCGGCCCGCACCGAUUUCAAUCCUCUGUGUGCCAAACGGUUUCCUUCUGUGGAGAACACGUCUUCUUGGCUCUCACUGGCACGUUCUAGGCGAGCGAGGGUUUAGCCUGUCACAGUUACAUUUGCAGCCUCAUAGAGACGUGGCAGAAAUAGGGUUAUAAUUGUAAGCCUGUGCUUAGAGAUAGAGCUUUACAGCGCUACAAGAGUGAUUUGUUGUUUUACUGUUUAGCAUUAAUAUUCGUUGGUUUAUUGUGUCCGUUUCCUUGCUCUGCUCUGUUUAUGUUAGAGAUGUGCGAGUUUUGUAUCGAUGUUUGACACACGAUUUGAAAUAAAUCACCGAAUGUGCUCCAGACUCGGGCACUUCUGGCCG